Molecule: messenger RNA, 1204 nt
Organism: Paramisgurnus dabryanus
Lineage: Eukaryota; Metazoa; Chordata; Actinopteri; Cypriniformes; Cobitidae
Gene: coa7
Product: cytochrome c oxidase assembly factor 7
Cellular component (GO): mitochondrial intermembrane space
Molecular function (GO): protein binding
Source: RefSeq, a predicted model, not a curated record
GCCUACCGGUCAUAAUAAAGAAACGAGGAAGUAGCGCAUGUGUAGAAUCAGCACCCUGGUAUGGUAUUUACCGGUUUUAUAAUUUUAAACAAUCAGAUCUCGCAAGUCUAAAUUGAACUAAACAUUAAUGGUUUGGACUUUAUUACUGUAUAAAGUCACCAGACUCUUUGAUUUUUAAUAAUUUUUCUGCAAGCUCUUGCAAAACUUGUCCCGAUCAAGGUCAAAAGUUGCUUGACGUUGGACCUUUAAAUUGUGUACGUAAGUGAUCCUAAAUCUCUUAUUAAAUGGCCGGGUUAAUUAACUUUGAGGACGAGAAGGAAGUCAAGCAGUUUUUGGAUAAUUUGGGAGUAGAGUACAGUUAUCAGUGUUACCGGGAAAAAGAUCCUGAAGGUUGUCAGAGGUUGGCCGAUUACUUGGAAGGUGUGAAAAAGAACUACGAGUCCACUGCCCAGGUUCUCAAGCAUAACUGCGAGGUGAAUGGACAUGGAGAGAGCUGCUACAAGCUUGGGGCUUACCAUGUCACAGGCAAAGGUGGUGUGACAGAGUGUUUAAAGACAGCAUACUCCUGUUUUAUGAAGGCAUGUCACACCAAAGGAAAGAAGUCAGUGGAUGCUUGCCACAAUGUAGCUCUGCUCGCCCAUGAUGGGAGAGCCAUGGAGGGAGGCACAGACCCACUGCUGGCUCGUCAGUAUUAUGAAAAGGCGUGUGAUGGUGGCUUCGCACCCAGCUGUUUCAACCUAAGUACCCUAUUCAUCCAGGGAUCUCAAGGACUGGACAAAAACAUGUCAUUGGCUUUAAAGUAUGCCCUGCGGUCUUGUGAGAUGGGCCAUGUUUGGGGUUGCUCCAAUGCAAGCCGCAUGUACAAACUAGGUGAUGGGACAACCAAGGAUGAGCAGAAAGCAGAGGAACUUAAGAACAGGGCUAGAGAACUCCAUGGACAGCAGAAAGAACAACAACUGAAAUUUGGGGAGUGAGUCAAUGGCAGCUAUGUGGACCAUAAAUUAUUGAGACCUAAUAGAUUUUUUGGAAAUGCAAAUAAAGGCCAAGAUCUUUGUACUGGUUUUUGAUAAAACAGCGAUUGUGCCAAUACACGGAUCAUUUUUUCCCAUAUGUAUUUAUAUGGCCUUGUUAUAUGGAUGUUGUUUACUGACUUCAUUCAUUAUAAAUUGAUUAAAUGAAAGCAGAUUGAAUAGUGUUAUAAUUA